Molecule: messenger RNA, 1131 nt
Organism: Prorocentrum cordatum
Lineage: Eukaryota; Dinophyceae; Prorocentrales; Prorocentraceae
Source: the annotation of a GenBank genome assembly
AUGGGCAAAGAUGGUGUACCUCAGAAGUGGCACUGUAAGACCUGCUUGCAUCCCAAGUCGGGCAAGCCCUUCCUCAAUUUUGCCGAGAAUAAGAAGUGCUUCAACUGCGGCAUCGCGAAGUCGGCCUGCUUCGGAGGCCACGUCGUCCCGGCGGUGCCCUCCAAGCGGGCUCCUUGGCUCAAGAAGGAUGCCUGGGCCAAGGGACCGCCGGCCACAGACGGGGAGCUCGCCAAGUGCCAGGCCCAGAUCAAGCGCCUGGAGGGCGAGCUCAAGAAGGCCAAGCAGCAGCAGAACUCGGCCAGUAAGGACGGCAUGUGCUGGGACGUCGACAACGAGUGCGAGGCCGUCCCUGAUAAGGAUCGCCUGGCAGCCAUUGACAUCGAGCUCGGCACCAUCUCGGCCUUGGAGGGCACGGUCUGGACCCAGAUCAUGGCUGACUUGCGCGCGGAGCGGCAGGCGAUCGAGCAGCGCAUGCUCGACUCCCAGCCGGUGGCCUCGAGGCUUCGCACGCUGCUGCGCAAAGUCGACGAGGCCGAGCGCCAGUUGGUCAAGUCCAAGAAGCAGCAGGAGGGAUGCCGCAAGCGAAUCGUGGAGGCCGAGCAGGCGCUCAGCGAGUCCGACUCCCGCGUCGCCGAGCAGGAGCAGCUCCUUGCGAAGCUCAAGGCUCAGCAGGCGGCGUUGGCUGCCCAGGGCGUGGUGCUUGCGGCGCCUCAGGGCGCUUCGGCGGCGCCGCCCAUUUUGCAGCUCGAUUCGGAGAAGGUUCGGCAAUUCUUGGCGCAGGGCCUCGACGAGCUCGGCGUCCAGGUGCCCGACCUCUCGGGCUUCGCGGUCAAGCUUUGCGAGCGCGUCCCGCAGUGCUCGCAGCAGACCCUCGUUCGUAUCGAGGCGCCCGUGGGGCAGGCGCUGGCUGGCAUUGCAGGCGCGCCUGGCGACGAGCGGGAGUCCAAGUGCCCGAAGGGGAAGAGGAAGUUCGUGCCCUUCAUGGUAAGCUGCGGCACGCCUUUGGAAGGCGACAGGGUGGUCAAGCCUCUCCGGCUUUCUCGCCUAUGUAAGCCCUUUGUGAUGCUGCUGCUGGCCAUGGUGUCCUUCUACUUCAUCAUUCUGAGCGAGUGGCAGCGCCUGGAUCUGCCA